This is a messenger RNA of Gamsiella multidivaricata, 1516 nucleotides long. RefSeq lists its product as uncharacterized. The transcript has a single exon. Bases 472 to 1290 code for a protein of 272 amino acids. The record is from RefSeq and is a predicted model, not a curated record. Gene Ontology annotation, molecular function: nucleic acid binding. Lineage: Eukaryota; Fungi; Mortierellomycota; Mortierellomycetes; Mortierellales; Mortierellaceae.
UUCUUCUCUUUCUUCUUCUCUUUCUUCUUCUCUUUCUUCUUCUUCUACUUUGCCCACCACUUCACGUUUUUCUUCUUUACUUUCCUCUUCUUCGUCCACUUCAAGUUCUUCUUUGACCUCUUCUUUAGCUUCUUUGGCCACUUUUUCUUCAGUUGUUCCUUCUCUACUUCCUAUUUCACGAUUAUUACCACCUCUUUCUUUGUCCCCCUCUCCCCCUCCUUCUUUAUCGCCCACCCUUUCCGUCCCCGCAUCCCCAUCCACUCUUUCUCCAUCCCCGUCCGCCCUUUCCCCAUCCUCGUCCACCCUUUCCCAUCCUUGUCCACUCUUUCCCCACCCCCGUCCACCCUUUCCCCAUCCUCGUCCACCCCUGCUCUUCCCACAGUCAACAAUGCCUUCCUCCCAGCCGACAUCGCCUCUGACAGUAUCAAGGACCGCGCCCUGUCCAACAUGUAGAGUGGUUGCACCCGGCACAUGCACGGUAUCCACGACGUCCACAACGCCACUGCCAACCGCAUUACAGGAGCUAUGCAGCGACAAGUCGAUAUUCGCCACCGGGAGUUCCUGAAAUAUAAGAAACUUUACACAGGACAGAGCCGUAACUUGAGAAAGGAUCUUACGGAGCUACACGACCUCAAUAACCAACAGUUCAGGGAUCACCUUGCGCAACUACGGCGAGAGGCCCAGGAGCAGCUGAACACGACGAUCACCCAACGCAAUGCGAGUCUGCGAGGGAUCAGAGUUCAGAGAGCGCAGCAGCAACGUCGGAUUCAGGACAGCUUUCUAGCCCGGAGGCAGGCGCAGGGGCGCUGUAGACCCCACCCAGAAUACCUGUUGGAACACCCAUUGUACCCAGAUUUCAGGAUUGACGCAGUCCAGGAGGAGCCACUGCGAGUCGCCGUGGCUACGGUUGGUCCGGUCUGUCUCCCGAAUCUUGAAGCUGAGGCGGUGGAGAGGCUUAGGCGCACUGCUGUUGACAACACAACACCGAGGACUCCCUUGUCCGACGGCUCGAUGAUCAACGCUGGUACAGAGGAGAUUGCCAUGGCCUUUGGCGUCGUGGAUCGAUCGCAGACAGAGACGCUCACUGUGCACGGACGUACGGAAGGAUAUGCGUCCUCCGCCAAGGCAGAACUUAUGGGCCUGCAUACAGCGAUCCUUGCUUCACCUCCAACCCAAGACAUUAUUGUGGAACCCGACAAUCAGUCAGUAGUGCGGCAGUACCAGCUGGUCAAGGAAAGGAGAGAGACACUGCCACGGAAGCGCCAACCCAGCAACUAUGCCGGCCUAUGAGUAGUGGUAUAUCAGGGGUUUAGUACCCAAGGAACAAGACUUGUCUUAUGGCGACUAAGGAUCGAUCCAAGGAGGAUGGGAGAUUCGGUAGUUCAUUGCUGAAUGGUCUUUAGAUUCGUAGCGUUAUUCGACUUGAGAGGCAGAUCGUUAUAAAAAAAAAAAGUUUAGUUGUAAGUAACAGACAUCUUUCGCAACCUAAAUCAAACUUGUAGCACUUUUUUCUGAA